GUGCAAGCAGGCGAAUUUAGUUAUCCAUGCAGACAAACAUUUUGUGCAACUUCUUGCGUUAUCUGAGCUCUUUUCAUAUGAAGCACCCAUCUACUCUCCUCGGAACAGGCAGCGAUGAAGCUAUCUGGGCUUUCGGGGUUCAACGUCUCGAUGUUCGAACUCUUGGACAGGUGAACGGUCAAAACGCGUCCGUAUAAAAGUCCAACAGUUUGGCCCCCAACUCAGCUCAGCUUUGACUUUCCUCCCACCCAUCCGUUUCCCAAACGGGCUUCACAAGCACAACCGAAAGUUCCUUGGACCUCUCCACCUCCUUGCCUUUACGUCGUCCACACCCCGGAAGCACCCCUUCCGCCCUCGGAACUAGUUUGGUCAAGAUGGCCGAGAUGCAAGACCAUGCCGUCGCUGACGAGGAGGACAUGGAAGAGGAGUUUGAGGUUUCACCGGAUUUUAUGGAAGUUGAGAAACUUCAAGAUGCCGGUAUCAAUAACGCAGAUAUUCAGAAGCUUAAGAGCAACGGGAUCACCACCGUUCGGGCCGUCCAAAUGACCACCAGCCGGAACUUAUCAAAGAUCAAGGGUCUCUCCGAAGCCAAGAUCGAGAAAAUGAAGGAAGCCGCGGGCAAGCUGCUUCCAUGUACCUUCGUCACCGGCAUCGAGCUGGAGGCCAAGCGCAAGAGUGUCGUCCGUAUCUCCACGGGCUGCAAGGACUUUGACACCCUUCUGGGCGGAGGAGUUCAGACUAUGUCCAUCACGGAAGCUUUCGGGGAGUUCCGAACCGGUAAAACGCAGCUGUCGCAUACGCUUUGUGUUAUGGCUCAGCUGCCGGCUUCUAUGGGAGGCGGUAACGGCAAGGUUUGUUGUCGCUACAUUUGGCCGGGUCUCCAUCGCAAUCGAACACUCACUCUGACCCCCAUCUUUUCCAUCGUCAGGCCGCAUUCAUCGACACGGAAGGCACUUUCCGUCCCGAGCGUAUCAAGUCCAUCGCCGCGCGUUUCAACGUCGAUGGAGAAGCCGCACUCGACAACAUUGCCGUCGCCCGUGCGCACAACAGCGAGCACCAAAUGGAGCUCCUGAACCAUCUCGCCGCUCGACUGUGCGAGGAGCGCCAGUACCGUCUUGUCGUCAUCGAUUCCAUCAUCGCUCUGUUCAGGACUGACUAUAGCGGUCGUGGUGAACUUGCGGAGCGACAGCAGAAGCAACCAGGUAGAGGAAACCCCCGUCUUUCACCGAGGUCGUCACCAUGAACCGCACUUCAUACUCCUCCCGUCUCCUACGCGUAGAUGUGCGCUGACCCUGGAGGU
This is a messenger RNA of Fimicolochytrium jonesii, 1300 nucleotides long. RefSeq lists its product as uncharacterized. Gene Ontology annotation, molecular function: ATP-dependent DNA damage sensor activity; DNA strand exchange activity; single-stranded DNA binding. Bases 375 to 1073 code for a protein of 232 amino acids. The transcript has 6 exons. The record is from RefSeq and is a predicted model, not a curated record. Gene Ontology annotation, cellular component: condensed nuclear chromosome. Lineage: Eukaryota; Fungi; Chytridiomycota; Chytridiomycetes; Spizellomycetales; Powellomycetaceae. Gene Ontology annotation, biological process: reciprocal meiotic recombination; DNA recombinase assembly; DNA strand invasion.